AACACCGCUGGCCGGAGCGGCUGAGGGGGAUCCUUUUUUUUUGGGGGGGGGGGGGCCCCCCCCGGGGCCAGCCCUGGCUCCGGUCAGGGCAGAGUGGGCCAAAAUCCCGCCCCCCCCCCGUCCCCUCUGGGCCUUCCCACGUUUUCCCUGCACACCCCCUACGCAAACGGGCCAGGCGCUGCCGUGCCUCGGCUCCCCCCCCCCCCGAGAUGAACUGGAUAAAACCCGGUGAAGGCCCCCCCCCCGCCCCGAGAUGGACAGUGCUCCCCGGCAGCAGGAUGAUGCAGGCAGCUGCCUGCGGACCAGGACAGCAGGACCGGCAGCAUGGCCUCUGGUUCCCGUUCGGCCCUCCAGCCGGUCACGUUUCCUCCAGCGAGGGGGUGUCGGUGGGUGCUUCCCCCCCCCCCAGGCCCACGGUGCUGACCCGCUGUCUCGCAGGGGUUACUCGAGGGACGCCGAAGGCAGCUGGUUCCGCUCCCUCUUCGUGCACAAGGUGGAUCCCCGCAAGGACGCCCAUUCCAAUCUCCUCUCCAAGAAGGAGACCAGUAACCUCUACAAAAUUCAGUUUCACAAUGUGAAGCCGGAGUGCCUGGAUGCCUACAACAGCCUGACAGAGGAGGUGCUGCCCAAGCUCCACUCGGAUGCCGACUACCCCUGCGACUUGGUGGGCAACUGGAACACGUGGUAUGGCGAGCAGGACCAGGCAGUGCACCUCUGGCGCUUCUCAGGCGGGUACCCGGCCCUCAUGGACUGCAUGAACAAGCUCAAACAGAAUAAGGAGUACCUGGAUUUCCGCAAGGAGAGGAGCCGGAUGCUGCUGUCCCGCAGGAAUCAGCUGCUCCUGGAGUUCAGCUUCUGGAACGAGCCCCUGCCCCGCCAGGGACCCAACAUCUAUGAGCUCAGGACCUACAAGCUGAAGCCAGGGACCAUGAUCGAAUGGGGCAACAACUGGGCUCGGGCCAUUAAGUACCGGCAGGAGAACCAGGAGGCGGUUGGCGGGUUCUUCUCCCAGAUCGGGGAGCUGUAUGUCGUGCACCACCUCUGGGCCUACAAGGACCUGCAGUCCCGGGAAGAGACGAGGAACGCGGCCUGGAGGAAGAGGGGCUGGGAUGAGAAUGUGUACUACACGGUCCCGCUGAUCCGGACCAUGGAGUCACGGAUAAUGAUUCCCCUGAAGAUCUCACCCCUGCAGUGAGCGGGGGUCUGCACCAGGCAUCUGCCUGCACCCGGAGGGGCACGCUCGCUGCCUGCGCUCCCUGCCUGCGCCCCGGCCCUGCUGGGGAAGGGCUGGGGGUCUCUGCUCCCCCACAGCUCCUAGCUCUCCUUUCCCCCCCCACCCCAUUUUGGGGUGCCCCGUGGGGGAUGAGAGCGGGGAGGGGAAGGGUGGGAAACCCCCACCCUGCAGUGGGUCCCCACGUGCGGCAGGGGACAGCACUGCCUGGGGGGGCUGGGCAGACUGCAGAGAUGAGGGGGGGGGUCUUAAUUAUUCCUGAUGGGCCCAGUGGGUGCCUUUCCUGCCAAUUAAAUAUUUAAUAUGC
Molecule: messenger RNA, 1538 nt
Organism: Aquila chrysaetos chrysaetos
Lineage: Eukaryota; Metazoa; Chordata; Aves; Accipitriformes; Accipitridae
Gene: NIPSNAP1
Product: nipsnap homolog 1
Exons: 9
Coding region: 254-1195 (313 amino acids)
Cellular component (GO): mitochondrion
Source: RefSeq, a predicted model, not a curated record